Dinoponera quadriceps is the source of this 1031-nucleotide messenger RNA. RefSeq lists its product as uncharacterized. The transcript is spliced from 2 exons. The record is from RefSeq and is a predicted model, not a curated record. The annotation marks the transcript as partial. Lineage: Eukaryota; Metazoa; Arthropoda; Insecta; Hymenoptera; Formicidae.
AUAAAUGGUGGCUUAGAUCUGUCUGAUGAACACUGGAAAGAUUGUUGGGAAAAACAUCUUGAAGAAAUAACAAACUCUAAUAGAAAGAAAUCUUGCGAAUUACCAUUGUAUAAAAGCACAGAAGUCAAUCAAUCCGAACUCAAAAGCUCAGAAAAUCAUAAAUUAACAGAAACAAAAAAUAAAAUAUUUAGAAAUGCUGCAAUUAUGGGUCUAGUGAAUACCAAGAAGAUAUCAUUAGAAGAUCUAAUUAAGUCAAAUAACAAAAGUUGUGCAAGAGAAGAAGACAGACUGAGAACUUUGGAUACAAAGAUUGAUGAUGAACAUCAAAUAGAGUUUGUUCCUCAUGCUGAAGAUCCUGAAGUUUACAUUCAUCCUUUGCGAAUGGGAGUAAAUGUAAAAAGAUUCAAAAACAUUGAUUUUACUGUUCCACGUGUCGGCAAGAAGAUAAAAGAGGCGCCCCAACAAUAUUUUCUUCGAACAACUACCGAUGAUUCAUUUAAGUUUGUGAAAAAAGACAAAAGUACAAUGUAGUUGAAAAACGAGAUCGUAUUUUGUUAUAAUGAAUAUCACAUAAAAGCACAAGCAUAUAUAUUUUUUAUACAUAAAUAUUUAUAUGAAAAUAUAUAUUGAUUUCGUUUUAAUUAUGAUAAAUUUUGUUAGACUAAAUAAGUUUUCAAGUCUCUCAAGAUUACGAAAUUCGAGAUUAAUGAUAAAAAUAUUUCUAGAUUCAUGAAAUAUUUGCGUUGCUUAGUUUUUUUUUAUUAUUAAUCUAUGUUCUAAGCGUCAGCAUAUAAUUACUUACUAUAACUUAUACAAAUUAUUUUCAAAUUAAAUUAUGAAGCGAUCAUUUUUACGAUCAUUCACGUUUUAUAUUGUGAAAUGAUUUAUAUUGUUAUGUAAUUUUCAUUUAAAUAUAUGUUCUUAUUGAAUUCAUUACAGAACAUUAAAAAAUAAUGGGUCUCGAAAUGAGAGCCAAAAAUAUUCUCAGCAAGAAAUAUCCUCAAUGUUUUAUUUGGAUAUAAAUAUGUUCU